This is a messenger RNA of Miscanthus lutarioriparius, 1446 nucleotides long. The record is from the annotation of a GenBank genome assembly. Lineage: Eukaryota; Viridiplantae; Streptophyta; Magnoliopsida; Poales; Poaceae.
AUGGCUGCCGCAACCAUGGUCUUCCUACCAUGCUGGGGAUCCGGUCACUUCAUGUCCAUGAUCGCUGCCGGCAAGCGGAUGCUCGACGCCAGCGGUGGUGCCCUCUCCCUGACCGUGCUAGUCAUGCAGGCCCCGACGCCAGCCAAGGCGUCCGAGGUCGAGGACCACGUGCGCCGUGAGUCGUCGUCUGGCCUUGACAUCCGCUUCCUGAAUCUCCCCGCCGUGGAGCCGCCGACCGACUGCGUGGCCCCCGAGGAGUUCAACUUCAGGUACAUCCAGCUCCAGGCGCCCCAAGUCGAGGAGGCCAUAGCCGGGCUACCGUCCCCGGUGGCCGCCAUCGUCUUCGAUCUCUUCUGUACGCCCCUGCUCGACGUGGCCGGCGAGCUCGCCGUGCCCCGGUAUGCGUACUUCGCCUCCACGGGCGCGUUCCUCGCGCUCAUGCUGCGCCUGCCGCUGCCGGGAAUCCGUGAGGACCUCAUCGUCAGGAUCAAGCAGGCAGAAGGCACGGUGGACGUGCCGGGGCUGCCGCCGGUGCCGGUGUCCUACAUGCCGGCGUGCCUGUCGGGCAGUAAGAUCGGCAACUACGAGUGGUUCGAGUACUACGCGCGCCGCCUCAUGGACACCAGCGGCAUCAUCAUCAACUCCUCGGUCGAGCUGGAGCCUGGGGUUCUCGCCGCUAUCUCGGACGGCCACUGCGUGCCGGGCCGCCCGGCUCCGACCGUCUACGCCAUCGGCCCGGUGAUCUGGUUCGCCGCCGCGGCGCCUGAGCAGCAGUCGCACGCGUGCGUCCAGUGGCUCGACACGCAGCCGUCGGCCUCAGUCGUGUUCCUCUGCUUCGGAAGCAACGGGGUCCUCGACGUAGCGCAGGUCAGGGAAGUCGCCGCUGGCCUGGAGCGCGGCGGCCACCGCUUCCUUUGGGUGCUGCGGGGCGCGCCGGCCGCCGGCUCGCGCCACCCGACGGACGCCGAUCUGGACACGGUGCUCCCCACCGGGUUCCUGACGCGGACCCGGGGGCGCGGGCUUGUGUGGCCUGCCUGGGCGCCGCAGAAGGAGAUCCUGGCCCACCCGGCCGUCGGCGGCUUCGUGACCCACUGCGGGUGGAACUCCAUCCUGGAGAGCCUGUGGUUCGGUGUGCCGAUGGUGCCGUGGCCGCUCUACUCGGAGCAGCACCUGAACGCGUUCGAGCUCGCCAGGGACAUGGGCGUCGCCGUCCACCUCAAGAAUAUGGACGUCACCAAGGCGGACUUGCUUGUGGAGGCAGCCGAGCUGGAGGCGGCGGUGCGGGGCCUGAUGGGCGGGACAGAAGGGGGCAGGAAGGUCAAGGAGAAGGCCGCGGACAUGAAGGACGCGUGCCGGAAUGCCGUGGUGGAGGGCGGGUCAUCGUACGUUGCGCUUCGGCAGCUCAUGCGCGGUCUCUGCCCCGGCGGUGGGGCACCGUCGCCGUGA